GCCACUGGACUGUAAUGCCACUACUGAACCGACAGCCUUGUUCUAGGUUAGGUUAUGUUGUGAUUAUUAAAUUAUCAAGAAUAAUAAUCAUAGUAAAAUAAUAUUUAAAACAUGAGUGGAACUGAAAAUGAGCCCGAAUCGGAUUUUAAUGAAUCCACUAAUUCCACACUUCACAAUGUAUCUCAGGCAUUAGACAGCGACUUUGAUUCCUUAAAGAAGACCGACAAACAGAAAAUUGACAUAUUACUUAAACCUACGGGAAAUGCUCCUAUUAUGAAACGUAGAAAAUGGGCAGUUGACGCGGAGAAACCAUUGGGUUGGAUAGUCGAGUUUGUGAAAAAGUAUUUGAAAUUAGAAGCGCACGAACGAGUGUUUCUCUACGUGAAUCAAACGUUCGCCCCCUCUCCCGAUCAAAUUGUAAAGAACUUGUACGAUUGCUACAAUACGGACGGGAAGUUAAUUCUCCAUUAUUGUAAGACACAGGCGUGGGGUUAAUUUAUGUGGGAAAUUAGUAUGAUUUACGCUUCUAUGUGAUAUUUAUUUGUAUAUUGUACCUAUUUGACUUUUAGCAAUCUUGAUUUUUGUAUGACAUGAAAAUUAUCUUGAGAAUAUAUUUAUGGAGACAUU
Molecule: messenger RNA, 627 nt
Organism: Photinus pyralis (common eastern firefly)
Lineage: Eukaryota; Metazoa; Arthropoda; Insecta; Coleoptera; Lampyridae
Gene: Atg12
Product: autophagy protein 12-like
Exons: 3
Coding region: 112-495 (127 amino acids)
Biological process (GO): nucleophagy; autophagosome assembly; C-terminal protein lipidation
Cellular component (GO): phagophore assembly site membrane; cytoplasm; Atg12-Atg5-Atg16 complex
Source: RefSeq, a predicted model, not a curated record